Molecule: messenger RNA, 2906 nt
Organism: Limanda limanda (common dab)
Lineage: Eukaryota; Metazoa; Chordata; Actinopteri; Pleuronectiformes; Pleuronectidae
Product: gap junction alpha-5 protein-like
Exons: 7
Coding region: 468-1706 (412 amino acids)
Biological process (GO): cell communication
Cellular component (GO): connexin complex
Source: RefSeq, a predicted model, not a curated record
UGCUGAUCUGACUCUCUCAGUUCAACUGGACAAACUCCUCUGUUCCUUCAUCAUCAGUCUGUUCGACUCUCUCUCUCUCUCUCUCUCGCUCUCUCUUUGAGAAUCUUAAUCCCUCUCGACCUCGGUUGGGCUUUGGACACUUGUGGUUGUACCGCAGGACUCAAACUGGUGACUAAACAACAGCCUAAACAACUGGAAGAACCUUUUACAAACACAUCAUAAAGCUCCUUCUGCGACUGGCUGCUGAGGCUCAGUGGAAGAGGGAAGAGGUGCCUUGCUCAACGGGACUUCAACAGCAGCUGCUGAGGAAGACAAGAGCUCCGACUUUGCAGAGACUUUCUUAUCCAGUAGUUCUGCGGCUCCCUGCUUCUGCAUCUUCAAACAGGUGAAUCUGGUACCUGAGUUCUGCUGAGAGAUCAUCAGUUGGGAAGUGAACAAAGAAAAUCUGUGCUGAUCUAUAAUCGGACAUGGCUGACUGGAGCCUGCUGGGAAACUUCCUGGAAGAAGUACAGGAGCAUUCUACCUCGGUUGGCAAGGUGUGGUUGACCAUCCUGUUUAUCUUCCGCAUCCUGGUCCUGGGGACGGCCGCUGAGUCGUCCUGGGGAGACGAGCAGGAGGAUUUCAACUGUGACACCGAACAGCCAGGAUGCGAGAACGUCUGUUACGACCGAGCAUUCCCCAUCGCACACAUACGAUACUGGGUGCUCCAGAUCGUGUUUGUGUCCACGCCCAGUCUCAUCUACAUGGGCCACGCUAUGCACACCGUCCGCAGAGAGGAGAAGAGGAGGAGCAGGGAGGAAGAGGAGGACGAUGAAAGUGAUGGAGACGAGGACCCCGGAGGGGGUGAAGGAGGAGGAAGAGAGAAACACGGGGGUCGAGUAGAGAAGGAUGACGAUAAGGACAAGAGAGACAGUCCUCUGACGGGUCGGGUUCGUCUGAGGGGAGCGCUGCUGCAGACGUACAUCCUGAGUAUUCUGAUACGAAGCAUCAUGGAGGUGGUGUUUCUGUGUCUCCAGUACUUCUUGUAUGGAAUCUUCCUCCAUCCUCUGUAUGUCUGCAAGGCGUGGCCGUGUCCUCACCCUGUGAACUGUUACGUGUCCCGACCGACAGAGAAGAACGUCUUCAUCGUGUUCAUGCUGGCGGUGUCGGCCGUCUCUCUGGCCCUCAGCGUGCUGGAGCUGCAUCACCUGGCGUGGAGACACUGUUGCAGGCAGAUGUACUACGCGAGGAAGGCCAUCACUCCAGCUAAGACCUCUCUGGCCCAACAGCUCUCGCUGUCUCCUCCACCGCCGUCACCCCCUCUUCCAGACUUCAGCCAGUGUAUGAUCGGCUCCUCUCACUUCCUGCCGAUGCCCUUCCCAACCCACCGCCUGGCCAACCAACAGAACUCAGAGAACAUGGCCACGGAGAAGAACAAGAUAGCUGCCGCGGUGGAGGAGGUGAACCUGCACCAGAUGAGCUGCUACUCGCCCGGGUGGCAGACAGCGAGCAAACCUCAGAGCCAAGAUGGAGGCUACCUGAGGGCCGACCCUGACUGCUACGGCCCCGGGAGCCGGGACAUGAGCUGCCCUCAGACACAGAGCAGUGGGGGGCCAGAGGGGCUGCUGCUCUGUCCCAACGGAGGGCUCUGUCAGAAAGACAGACGCAGGUUCAGUAAAACCAGCGGAACAAGCAGCCGGACGAGAGUGGACGACCUCUCCGUUUAGAGAACAGCCACAGAAACAGACAAAUUCAACUACUCAUAAAAACAACAGAUAUAUUUGACCCUUUUUAAACCUGCUACCAUGCUCAUCAUACUUUAGCUUCUCAUCCAAAACCGCUGGAAGAGUCACAACUGUCCUGUUUCACCAUGAACAUGUUUAAAUGAAGUUUCUACUAUUGGACCUCGUGCUGCCAUUUAAGUCCGAGACAAACCUGAAACCAAACAGAAAACUAUAACUAUAACAAUGUGCAUAGACUUAGACGAGCUGGAAAAUCUGAGAAUCAACUGGGAGAGAUCCUGAAUGGAGACUUUGGACAAAGGAAACAAGAUUCCUCCUUCUUCUUUACUCAAAUGUCGUCAUUGGGAAACACACAAGUGAUUGAAUCUGAAGACUUUGGUUUUGAACAUGUACAUCACUCAGUCUAUGACUUGAUCUGCUCCUUGUCUGCACCAGCGCAGCCAGACUGGGUCAGACCCGGUCCAACUUGGAUAACCAGAUCUUCAUUGCAAUUUAAGUAAAGUCUAUUAAAUGUUUAAAGGGUUUUCCAAGAGUCAUCGCUGGUGUUGUCUGGCAAACUGUUAUUUCUUGGCUGUUCUGUUAAAUCUGAUUGGUUUACUGCUGAUGAAGGUUAACAACUGAGCCUCACAACAUAGUUUGACCCCUGUGAGCUGGGAAAUGAUGCAGCAGCGAGGAACUGGCAGAAAUCGGACUGUUUACGGACAGCACUGACUAAUUUAAAGUUCUCCAGUGAAGCAGCAGGAACUCAAGUGAUGUUAUUUUGAAUUGCCGCUAAUGGUGGGAUCGCUAUCAGAGAAGAGACUUAUCAUAACUUUUUACAUCAUAGUAUUAUAAUUUUUUCAGCCCCACUGGAUCAGUGGAUAUGAAUAUGAAUCACAAAAACUAUAAUAUUCAUUCAGUUUUUAAGAGAUUUUCAAAUUCUAUGUGUGUGUGCAACAUUGUUUUGUGACAGUUUUGAUUAUAACAGUGAAUUUCUUCUUUACUGUACUAUGCUCAUUUCUCAUUAUGUCACUGAACACAUCACUGAGGAACAGGAAACUACAACCUACCAGCUGAAAUGUAGGUUUUCUGAUUUGGUUUCAUGUUGCAAUAUUUACAAGAACUUUAUUACUAUGAAUUAUGACUUUAAAUUGUUGGGUAUUUCCUAUAUUGUGGUUUUAUAUUUAUAAUUCUACUCAAAUAAUG